Lentinula edodes (shiitake mushroom) is the source of this 849-nucleotide messenger RNA. RefSeq lists its product as uncharacterized. The transcript has 3 exons. The coding region runs from base 1 to 849 and encodes 282 amino acids. NCBI's taxonomy places the organism in Eukaryota, Fungi, Basidiomycota, Agaricomycetes, Agaricales, Omphalotaceae. The record is from RefSeq and is a predicted model, not a curated record.
AUGCGCAGCGCGUUCAAGACCAUUUUGAUUUUCUUUUCCCUCUCGAGUAUCGUCACUUUUUCGGCUGCCGUCGACUGUCCCACUGCAGACAAAAAUGGCUCACCGUUAGUUGCUCCUGGAACUGAUGCAGGUGAUGGCUUCAUUACAUGCACUUAUCAGGCUUCUGGUGCAUGUACAUAUUUCGGGCAGAACGGAGAAUUCUCGUCUGGACCCAGUACGUGCCCCAAAGGCUUUGCUCAAGGAUCGGGAGCAACAACAAGUAGCACGGAGCAGCAGAUUAGCACAACUAGUAAGCAGACUCCCGCUCCAGAGACUACAACUUCGGCUCAAGUGACGACCACAACCUCCGCUCCGCCGCCACCACCUUCGACUACAACGACCACCCCUCCUCCGCCACCACUUUCGACUUCAACCACCCCUCCUCCGCCGCCUCCUUCCACUACGUCCACUCCACCACCCCCGUCUACUACGUCCGUGACUACCUCAAAAUCUGUAGUCUCUACCACUUCUACUACAUCGAGCAGCACUCAAAUAGCCGUAACAACUUCGUCCAGCGCCACAGCAAUCUCUACAACUUCGUCGACCCAGGUGACCUCUACUGCUAGCGCAUUGUCUACAACAGUGUUGUCGGCGGCAGGCAGUAGCACUUCGGGCUUUGUGACUCUUCCUUCUGCUUCGCUCUCGACUGUACCUGCUGUCAGUACUAGCACUUCGACGAUAGCGGCACCUUCAACAUCAACAACGUCCGCCACAACGAAUAACAAUUCGGCAGCAUCGGUGUUGCGUCAGGGACCUGUUACUGCUGUGAUUGGCAUUUUGAUGGUAUUAGGAGCAAUCAAUCUUGUUUGA